Messenger RNA from Saccostrea echinata, 3215 nucleotides. RefSeq lists its product as uncharacterized. NCBI's taxonomy places the organism in Eukaryota, Metazoa, Mollusca, Bivalvia, Ostreida, Ostreidae. The record is from RefSeq and is a predicted model, not a curated record. Bases 100 to 834 code for a protein of 244 amino acids. The transcript has 2 exons.
ACUUCGCGAGAUGUAUACAAAGCAGCAGAGUUGCAGAAUAUUUGUUUGGCGCCUGACAAUGUAAACAUUUGUACUGUUUUCUAUGAAUGCUGUGACAGGAUGUCCCAAGGGGGUUGUUACUGCUGCAACCCUGUUUCAACAGGAAUGGAUGUAGACAGUGCACUACAUGAACUAGGAAUGAUCAGUUCUGUAACAAACAGCAGAAGGGAAUACCUACAUGAGCGAAACAGGACCUGUGUGAAAGAACCAGCUAGUUCUAGGUUUAGAAUUUUACGCAUAGAUCCAACAUAUGUGACAGGGUUUAGUUCCAGUACAUCCACUGAUCCUGGCUCACCAUAUAAACAAGAUCAAGAUUCUAGUCUCCAACUUCCGGCACAUUCCCAGCCAACAACUGGACAUUCCAAGCCAACACUAGGACAUUCCCAACCAAUAGUGUCAACAGAAUUUGGAACCAGUUAUAGAAAUCCAGAGGAAGAGGCACAUGUACGAAGGAAUAUGAAGUGCAGGAUGACACGCAUGUCGAGACUUCGUGCUGGUCGCUAUCAAAGGUUUCGUAAGCCUUAUGAAGUCCCAUGGAGGAUUAACCAAUCUCUCCCUGAGACAGAGCUCAGGCAAACAGAGAAUGAGUAUUCACAGUCAAAGUCCAAUUCUUCCUCCCCAGUUAAAGCUUUUUCUGAAACUUCAUUGACAAGGUCAAGGUCGCUUGGUAACCUUGACCUUGCAAAAUUAAGUUUGAAUGAUUUUCUAGAGAAGAAAGUUACCACAACUGAAAAGGAAGAGAUGGAAAGAGUUUCCAGUCAUCUAGAAAAUCUGCAUGUCACAGAGACAUCAUGACAAAGGAUGUAUUUAGAACAUAAUAGCUAAAAACUUGUUACUGUUAAUAUUUAUGUUGAGUCAGUAUGAAAGAUAAUUGAGUAUUUAUUGUGAGAGAAUAUUUAUUGUGUUUGAGUGAAAACUGGAAGGAAAUUAUAAUUUAUAUGAAAUCUGCCUGUAAAUGUAGGUAUAUUAGUAUUAUCCAAGAAAUAUUUAUCUUUCUCUAACUUGCUACCUAAGGCUGUCCAAAGUUAAUUUUACAUUUAACAUCACCCACAUGCAUAGGUUUCAGAAAAAUUGGCACUUGAAAAAGCAAACAAAAUCAAUAUUUUUUAAGUUUGUAUUCUGGUUUGCUUUGACUUUUAGCAACUGAAAACUGCAUUCCAUAGAAACAGAUAACAUUUGGGCCUGUAUGAGGUAUAUUUGAGAUUUGGCUAUCAUUUAUACUUAGACAUUUACUAAAAAUUAUCAUUAAACAAUAAGCCAACAUGAUGCACAAACAGGGUUGUCCCUUUCUGCAGUUUAUUUGUUUUGAUUCUUGUAAAUGACUAAAUACUCAUUUGUUUGAAAUUUUUUAAAUUUUUUUUUCUCCCUCUCUCAUAGGUUAUGAAGUAUUUAAGAGUCAUUAAAUGUAGAAUUAAUUUUAGCCAGCCUAAAAUUAUUACUGGAAAGAAGUAAAAAUGUUAUAAUUUACAGACUUUUACCAGUCUGAGUAAAGAAAACAACGACCACAGGAAUCAACAUUAACUUUCAGAUUUACUUGCCCUUCGGCAAGUGAUCUCAAACUUUGACUUGUCCGAACGCAAAACUUGGUUGCCCAAAAUAAGGAAAGAACUUGAGAAGAAAUGUUUUAUUACUGUAAAUGUUAUGACAAGAAAAAAUGUGACCAAAUACACUACUGUCAAUUUGGCAAGGUGAGGUACCUGAAAAAAUUUUGAUGCUGUGUUUGUACAUAAAUGUAUACAACUGUCCUUGUAAAUUUAACCUGUUAACACACACUGCCAUAUAGCAAUAACCCUCCGUUUUAAUAAAAUUCAUAUUUUUAAAAAUUAUUUUCAAUAGGAUUCUUUUGUGGAUCGUUAUUUUCUGAGAUAACUGUGAAACAACGCUGAAGGAAGAUAGAAUAAAUAAUCUAAUUUGCAAAUAAGAAGUUAACAAAGAUAUUAGACGAACAGCAUAUUUACCAGGGGGGGGGGAAAAACGGAAAAACGAACCCCAUUUUCAAAUGAAAGGUAUAAUCCAGAAGUGCUGACAAGGAAUUCUGAAUGCAAAAACAAUGUCAGUCAGGUACCUGGCGGAAAUCAAGUCUUCAAUUUAUUUUUUUUUUUUUAUAUAAAUUAAUAUAAACUAAAUAAAUAUGUACGUUUCUAUGAGAAAAAUUCACUUGCCCGAUUAGACAAGUACGUCGUAAGAUUCACUUGCCCGAACUGAGAAUUUACUUGUCCCGGGCAAUCGGACAUCCGUUAAUGUCGAUCCCUGAACCAUGAAUUCUGUUUGUCCUGUAUCUUUAUUUUUUAAUUUUCUUCCAUCCUUUUUUUUUUAAGCAAAACCUGUACUGAUUGAAGUGAGCACCAAAUUGAUGUGUCUAUAAAUUACUAGUAUUACAAUAUGUGCAAAAAAAUUAAUUUCUUACACAUCUACAUGUAAAUAGAAGUUGAAUUUCACACUUUCAUGGUACAUUAAAAAAAAAACUGUGUUGAUAUAUUCCACGAUUGUUACCCAAGGAUAUUUCCAGAUUUAGUUGACAAGUAUGUACGUGUAUGAUCAUUUUAUUAUUAUACUCAAGUUAAAGUGUGCAGUAUGUACAGUAGAUAGUAAAAAUGUCCACAGUUUUUUUUUUUAAAUAGGUGGGGGUACAUUGCAAUUUUAAAUGUCAUCAAAUCCUAAAAAAUAAUUGCUAAUUAGUGAAUUAUUUCAGAUGCAUCAUUUUAAACAUACUCAUUUAAUUAAUUAUCAAAAAAGAUCAAAGAGUAUUAAAGCAAAAACACUGAUUUUAAUUUUGAAUGUUUGGAUGUUUGUGGAAGUGAAAAUAAAUUACUGAAGAAUAUGCUGUCAUGAGCCAGCUGAAAUAUUAAAUGGAAUAUAAACAAGGAGCAAUAUUUGUGACUCUGGUUGUGCCAUUAUAUGUAAUGGAGAUCAUAUUUGAGUUGCUAUUUAUGUUUCAAACUGAAAAGUUUGUCGUAUUGUUUUGAUAUUGUACCACAAGGUUGAUUACAUUUUUGUAGAUGCCAUUUGAAUUUCUGAUGAAACUUCUUCUUUAAAAUAUAGAACAACCUACAUUGAAUAUUGCAAUAUAAUCAGUUAGACUGAAAUGAAUACUUGUUUUCAUUAGUUUGACAUGAAUGUUAUAUUGUGUUUGACUUUGAAAGUGGAUGAUGCACAUGGUUACAGGGUUGUCUGCA